Molecule: messenger RNA, 951 nt
Organism: Caenorhabditis elegans
Lineage: Eukaryota; Metazoa; Nematoda; Chromadorea; Rhabditida; Rhabditidae
Gene: R10D12.13
Product: CCD97-like C-terminal domain-containing protein
Exons: 6
Coding region: 1-906 (301 amino acids)
Source: RefSeq, marked reviewed
AUGGAAGCCAUUUUUUCGCGAAUCAUCAGCGACAAAAAUGCUUUUUUCAAGCAUCAGCAAAUGAAUGAAGAGGAACUGACAGAAGAUGAAAAAAUGGAGAUUCUGAAAACGCUGUCGAAGGAGAAACUACCAGUUUUUCUCUCCAGGUAUCAAAAAUACCUGGAACCAGUAGAUGGUCAAAUUUUCGCUGAUAAUGAUGAUUUUGUGGUUCAGAGUAUCAUGAAGCAAAUCCGCGGACAGCAAAAGAUGACUGAGAAAGAGUUUCAGAAAAGGAAUUACCGAUUUAAUGCGAUGCAGAAUCUUCUGAAAGAAGGCGAAUUUUUCUCUGAUGCGAAAAUGAGAGAAAGGGAACCCUAUCUCUUUGAUGCAAUGAUUGGAAAGUUUCUGAACGAUGAAGAAAGAAUGGACCAUCUUCGUCCAACUGUGUCUCGUGACAAAUCGGAAUCUACUUGGUCUACUCUAAUGGACCGCCUUGAGGACAGUACAGAGAUUGCUGAACGCCGGAAUCUUCAAGAAAGGGAAUGGGAAGGCUCGCGGGACCUUGAUGAUGGGGGAAGAGAUCAUAUAAACCGGUUCAUGUCUCAUGUCGAUAGUCAUGCCGAGAAUUUUGUGCCAGAAGAGGAGGAGGGAGACGAAGAAAGCACUGAAAAAGUUGAGGAUGAGAUUGAAACGAUGCGGAAAGAAAUGGAAAGACUGUCUAAAAUUGAAGCUGAGCAGUACGAUGAUUUAGACGAGAAUGAAACGCAACAAGUCCUUCGUCGAGAGUUUGAGGCUUUCAUGCAACAGAAGUUUUUGGCGGGAAAAGAUAAAGAAUUCUACGACUACUCAAAAUGUGAAGAAUUUGGAUUAUCAAAUCCUAUCAAAGAGCGAGAUGACGAGGAACGAUGGUUUGAGAAGGAUGAUUGAUACUUUUUUUUUCUUAAUUUUCAUUUAAAAAAAUUUAUUUUCACU